Prorocentrum cordatum is the source of this 2295-nucleotide messenger RNA. NCBI's taxonomy places the organism in Eukaryota, Dinophyceae, Prorocentrales, Prorocentraceae. The record is from the annotation of a GenBank genome assembly.
AUGCGCAGCGGCUCAGGCGAACGUUCCCCGCCGUGGCGUGCGGCUGCUGCUGGCCCACGAGAAGCGCUGAAGCCCUCGGCGCGUUCUUCGGCGGGCCUCGGCGACCUCCUCAAAGAGCUGGCCGCCAAGGAGAACGCCGACCAGCCACAGGCAGCGGCGGCGAUCGCCCUGGUGAAGAAACUGCUUGAGCUGCCUUCACUUUCCGCCGAGCCCACGCCCCUCCAGGACGAUUUCAGGCGGGCAGCGGGCCUGUGCAAGGAGGUGGCGAGGAAGCACCAAGGCGCGGUCGACAGCGUUGUGAGACUAGAGGAACAGCUCAAGGCAGCGCGGACACGCGAGGCCGAGGUGGCCAUCCAGUUGGCCGAAGCCGAAGCGGCCAAGAGGACGGCAGCAGCGGCAGUUGCUCGUCAGGCCGCCGAGGCUGAUCAGUCCGAGGCGGGAGGUGACGCUGACGGCGAGAUGUUCCACCUCUCGUGGGAUCCGAGCAUCUUCCAGGACGCGCAGGAGCUCGACCCCGCCGAGCAGGGGGAGAUGGCCAACUUCGAAACCAAGCUCAACAGGGGCAUGGCUGAGCUCGCUGUGCGGGCCAAGGAGAUUCGCGUGAAGCUCAAGGCAGCCAGGGCGCUGGCAGCACUCAAAGCCUACCUUGGAGGGCGCCAGUUUCGGGGAGGGGGCACUGAGGGUGGGGGGUGGCUUGUCUGCAGGCGCAGCCACUACACCCACCCGUUGAGCGGAGGUGAUGGCCCUGCCUUGGCAGCGCCAGGCUCGGCGUCCGCGGGCGAUUUCCAGGCAGGCAUCUCCCGCCUCAAGGGCCAGCGGCAUGCUGGGCUGACUGACGGCAACUUGGGGCGCUUCGCUAAGUCGGGGGCGCUGCUGACGUCCCUGGCUGCCCCGCGGCCGGUGCCGGGCGACAUCGACACGCCGUGCCAGACGCCCCAAGAGGCAGCCUUCCAGUCCAAAGUGGGGGCGGUGGCCCUUCAAACCGACGUGGCUGCCGCGUGCGACAGGGGCGGCUCUCGCAUCGACUGCGGGCUGUGCUCUCCUUCGUGCGCGCCGUUGAUCGGCGGCAUGUGGUCCGCGGCAGCGGUGCCCCUGGGCGCGCAUUGCGGCUUCGUCGUCAGGCUGCGAGGGGGACAGGGGAAGCUGCGGUCUCGACAGGCCAGAGCGCUGGCCAGGCAGAAGGAGCUCGACCUCCACCAGGCCGCCCCCUUCGAGGACGUUGACCUCGAGGUCGGCGAGCUGGCCGCGCGGGCUGGCCCGCCCGUGUCGUCUCAGCGCGGUGCCGAGCUGCAGCGGGGCUCUGACUCGCGGGCGGCCGUUGUGGGCAGGGCGCGCGGGGGUGUUGGCAAGGCAUGCGUCGAGGCGUUCGCUGACCAGCCAGCAUUUCCGGGGACGGCGAGGGCCAUGUUCGGGAUCCCCGACAGCAUCUGGAGGGCCUCCGCCACGCCCACCAGGCCCCUUCCAGGCCAGGCUUGGAGGAGCGCGCAGCUCUCGACCGCCGUUGUCGCGCGUGGCUUCCUCCUGCCUGCCCCCGGCGGCCAGCGCGCUCACUGGGUCGAGCAAGCAGAGCGCGCCGCGCUGCUCCAUCACGGCCGCGAGUCUGGCGGCAACGGGCCCAGAAGCCAGGUUGCCGUCCUCCAGGAGAAGAGCUACACGCAGCCCCCGAAGGCUCGGGCGGAGCCUCUGUCGGGCGCGGUGGCCAGGCAGUGGUCGGCCGCGGCCGCCCUCCUCACGCGCUUAGCCAAGCUGCGGAGGAGGGGGAUGGGGGCCGCUGAUGACCGACGCCUGCUAGCCGAAGAAGGAAGCGAUCUCCGCGGCCAGGUGCACCUUUUCACGCGCGUGCGCUGGGCCGCCAGGGAUCGCGGAGUUGCGCGUGGUAGUGAAUGGCGGCUUCGGUUUCACGCGGUGCUCGAGGGCUCGGUGGACGUGCGCGCCGUCCCCGAGGAGCGUCUCGGAGCUCUGGGGGCGGGUGCCCAUGCUGCAGCUGGCCGCGCCAGGCACCGAGCCCUUGGUGCGUCCUUGCGCGACUUCCGCCAGUGGGUCAGCACGGCGGGGGCCACGCCCGCCGUCUUCCGCUCCUUGCGUAGGGGCGCCCUACCAGCGAAUAAGCUCUUGGUUGGAAGGCCCGCCCUAGCCAGGCCCACAGAUAUGCUGGACAGCAAGGCCGACGUCUGGAUGGGCUCGUGGGCGCCGCAGGCCGCGGGCGACGCAGAGGUCAGCUCGCCCUUCGAUGACGUCCGCGGGCAGAUCCUCGUCGCCGUGCUGCCUCCCAUCACUGUCGAGGAUGUGCGGCAG